AUGUCGCCCUUAUUAACAAAAAGAUUGUUUUUGUACGCUCUGCUGGCAGGCGUCGCCACAAUUCUCAUGUUGGUUGGUCACUACGCCUACAACAACUCACGGCACUCAAACACCUCAUCCCGAUCAAUCUUGACGUCUCAGUCCGAGCAGAAAGAGCAACCAUUCCCGAACAAGAUCUGGCAGAGCUGGAAGGACGACUCCGAAGACCCUACAGAACGGACCGUUGGCUUCCCUCAUCAAUGGCGCGCCGUCAAUCCUGAUUGGCGAUACGAACGAGUCAUCGACGCCAACAGCGACACCUACGUUCGAGAUAACUUUGACGAGCCCAUCUCGGAGGUGUUCACGCGUCUUGAGGACCCGAUCCUGAAAGCCGACUUCUUGAGGUACUUGAUCCUCUUGCGAGAAGGUGGCGUUUGGGCUGAUAUCGACGUCUUGCCCCUUCAACCCGUCUCUAAAUGGAUCCCAGAAGAGUACCAGGGCAAGGUGAAUCUGGUCAUCGGCAUUGAGAAUGAUCAUCACAAGAAACCUAUUUGGCCUGGCUCCCCAUACUCCGUUCAGCUAUGCCAGUACACAGUAUUGGCCAAGCCAAACCACCCAGCCCUCAGAAACAUUGUCAAACAAGUGACUAAAGAUAUCGACGAGCUUCUUUCUUCCAAGAACCCAGGGGAGUCAGUCACCUUUGAGGAAGUCAUGUCCACCACGGGUCCUUUCGCAUUCACCAAGGCCAUGAUGGACUACUUCAAUGAGAUGACGGGCGAGGAGCACACUGGCAAUGAGCUGGAUAGACUCAAAGAGCCACGAUUAAUCGGCGACGUUUUGGUUCUGCCCAAGGAUAGCUUUGGAUGGCUGUCGCAUGAGAAUACUCAUGAGGAGGGAGACCCCAGUAUUCUUGUACAGCAUCUAUUUAUGGGAUCGUGGCGAGGUAGCCACCCUGGCUGA
Molecule: messenger RNA, 939 nt
Organism: Fusarium falciforme
Lineage: Eukaryota; Fungi; Ascomycota; Sordariomycetes; Hypocreales; Nectriaceae
Exons: 2
Coding region: 1-939 (312 amino acids)
Biological process (GO): protein N-linked glycosylation
Cellular component (GO): mannan polymerase complex
Molecular function (GO): alpha-1,6-mannosyltransferase activity
Source: RefSeq, a predicted model, not a curated record